Molecule: messenger RNA, 1140 nt
Organism: Neocloeon triangulifer
Lineage: Eukaryota; Metazoa; Arthropoda; Insecta; Ephemeroptera; Baetidae
Product: alpha-tocopherol transfer protein-like
Exons: 8
Coding region: 83-1009 (308 amino acids)
Cellular component (GO): membrane
Molecular function (GO): phosphatidylinositol bisphosphate binding
Source: RefSeq, a predicted model, not a curated record
ACAAUCAUAUAAUGCUAGUUUGUAACUAGAGGUGCAUUAGUUGGUUGCACUUGACGGCGCCGCUCCGUGUCAGCUUCUUGCAAUGACGCUCCCGUUGUGUCAGGGGACGAUCCCUGUCAUCGACUUGGGACACUCGACUCUCACGAUUGAUCAGGAAGAUCUCACCCCCGAGUUGAGGGAAGUGGCUAGAACGGAACUUAGGGAGAACCCUGAUGUUGUUGAUAAGGCUGUCGAAGAAUUGAGAAGUUUGUUGAGAGAUGACAAAGAACUGUACGUGCCACUAGACAAUGAUGCCUACUUGAUCCGAUUCCUCCGUCCCUGUAAAUUCUACCCUGAGAGCGCCUACCAACUGAUAAAGCGGUACUAUCAGUUCAAAAUAAAGCACAGCAAAGUCUACAAUGGUCUGGUGCCUUCGAAGGAGCAAAACAUUUUUGCUCAGGACAUUUUAACCGUCUUGCCGAGCAGGGACAACAAAGGACGCCGCAUUUUGGUCAUGGAACUUGGCAAGAAAUGGAAACACAACGAAUGCAAUUUGGACGAUGUUUUCAAGGGCUGCGUCCUUUUCGUCGAGGCUGCUCUACUGGAACCGAAAACUCAAGUGGCAGGAUCUUUAGUGAUAUUUGACAUGGAUGGCCUGUCGCUGCAACAAGUGUGCCAAUUCACGCCUCCUUUUGCCAAACGAAUUGUUGAUUGGCUUCAGGACAGUAUACCAUCCAGGGUCAAGGGCAUUCACAUUGUGAACCAGCCGUACAUUUUCAACAUGGUGUUUGCCCUAUUUAAACCAUUCUUGCGAGAGAAGCUGAAAAAUAGGAUUUUCUUUCAUGGCAAAGAUCGCGCAUCUCUUCACAAGCACAUUAACAAGGAGGCCCUUCCCCCUUGCUACAAAGGAGAGCUGACUGCGCCUCGACUCUCGGGAAUGGACUGGUUCAAGCUUUUGUCGCAGCUUGACAAAGAAUAUGAAACAAUCAACAAGUACGGGUUUAAAAACAACCCUGAGAUUGACGAAUAAUGACAAGCAAAUUGUGAUAAAUAAAACCCUGGUGAAUGGGGGGCAUCGUUUUAAUUAUUUCCAAUAAUUGUCAUUUUUUACUAAUUUUACAUAAAAUAAAAAAUCUUACACCAAAUUUAAUAUUGUAUAAU